AUGGGCCUCGACACCGUCGCAUUUAUCCUCGGCGCCCUGACUGCCGGCGGCGGCAUCACCGGCUACAUCCGCACCAGCUCCGUCCCCUCCAUCGCUGCAGGCGUCACCGUCGGCACACUCUACGGCCUCGGCGGCUACCGCAUCUCGCAACGUCAGCCCUACGGCGUCGAGCUGGCGCUGCUGGCCAGCAUCGUGCUGGCGGGUUCGUCUAUUCCCCGUGCCAUCAAGACGGGCAAGCCCCUGCCCAUCGGCUUGAGCCUGCUCGCGACCUAUGGCUUGUUGAACUUUGGCAUGGCGUUCAAGAACAAGACGGCGUGA
Lasiodiplodia theobromae is the source of this 318-nucleotide messenger RNA. RefSeq lists its product as uncharacterized. The record is from RefSeq and is a predicted model, not a curated record. The transcript has 3 exons. Lineage: Eukaryota; Fungi; Ascomycota; Dothideomycetes; Botryosphaeriales; Botryosphaeriaceae. Gene Ontology annotation, cellular component: membrane. The coding region runs from base 1 to 318 and encodes 105 amino acids.